AUGUUUGAAGAAGCCCCAUCACAGGAUUAUCCCUUGGAUGUGUACAAAUUAUUGGAAAUCAUGCCGGAUUUAUCCAUUGAGUAUAUCAACGUUAAGUAUGAAGAAUGUCAUCAUGACUUCGAUAUGACCUUGAAUAACCUUGUAGGGGUGGAUAAGUUGAAGAUUAAAGAUCAGUAUGACAUUAAAGAUUUAUGGACGAAGUUAGGGGAAGUCACAGGUAUAGAUACUUCAAUAACCAGAAGAUAUUUGGAAGAUAAUGAAGGUGAUUAUAUAAGGGCAUUGAUCCAAUUGGUGAGUAAUGAAGUCAAGUUGGAAGAUACACAAACGUCAAGAAUACAAAGAGGUAGAAAAGCCAAAGUCAGUACUAAGAGUAUUGAAACCAUUCACAAAUCUGACCCUCAAGUACGACAAUUAGAUUUGACAUUUUGUAAGAAACUCAUGACAGUGCUAGGAGAUCUAGAACAAGCUUUGGUUUAUGUAGAGAUGAUUUGUGAUUUCGGGUAUCAAGAACUAACGUUUCACAAACAAAUAAUCAAAGGUCCAAUAUUAAAGGAUCGUCAUAUGACUGGAUCAUCGCAGGUUUCAUCCAUAAAGCUAACAGGAGCUGCCAAACAAGUUUUGAAAGAGCCAAAAACUGAAUGGAUCACUGUGAAACGAAAUUAUAAUGAACCCAAUAUCAAAACUGUUUCCUCACAUGAUUCGCUAGGGAAUCUACAAUCCAUAGGGAAUUUACAAUCCACAGGGAAACUAGAUCUUCAUGGUUUUACUUCAGACACAGCAGUAUCGAUAGUAGCUCAAGUGACUAAUGAAUGGUGGGAUCAGGAAUUAGAUGGCCGUUUAAAAGAAGGAAAGAGAACAUAUGGUAAGAAAGCCGAAAUAAUGGAACCUCUAAAAAUCAUCACCGGUCGAGGAAUCCACUCUAAAGAAGGAUAUUCAAAGAUCAAACUACAAGUAGGAAGGUAUUUGAAUGCCAAAGGAUACGUCUAUGAAGAACAGCCGGGGAAUUAUACAGUUAUAGGGAAGAAAUAG
This is a messenger RNA of Yamadazyma jaroonii, 1029 nucleotides long. NCBI's taxonomy places the organism in Eukaryota, Fungi, Ascomycota, Pichiomycetes, Serinales, Debaryomycetaceae. The record is from the annotation of a GenBank genome assembly.